UUGGAACCGCAGAGCGCUCUACAGUUCAGUUUCUUGGGACUCUCUGCGCGGUUAACUUCGCCGAUCGGACAUGCGCGACUCUAUAUCUGAAAAAUCAAAAGAGUAGGAAGGCUGAAAAAAACCCGUCUCGCUAUAUUCGUCGGCCGUGUUGUUGGUGUCUAUCUGUGUCUUUUGUCAAUGUUUUCAACCCAACUCAAGGGGAAGCCAUUUCGCCUUUCUUCUGAAAAUUUUCAGAAAAAUACAAAAAUUGUAUGGAAAAUUCCAAAAUUGUUAGUGUUUUUAGUGUGAAAAGUGAACAUCAGUGAUCAGUGAAAAGAUCGUCUGGAGAAUAAAAAACACGCGCUUUACUCGGUUCCCCUGCUUAUCAAGCACAUGCCUAUAUUAUACAAUUUACCAACAGUCUCUUACAAUCUGUUCGCCGCAAAAGUUGAAUGGAAUAAAUUUUAAUCUUCUUUUUUGCACCAUACGUGACAAUAAAUGAACAUGUUAAUAUUAAAACUUCCUAAAAUGAUAAACCAACUGUGGCUUCUGCUGCUUCUAUCACUCUUAACCCUACAAGGCCCACAGCCUUCGACCGGCAUGGGUUACAAGACGCAAUCGAAUGUGGAGUUGCUGGAAAACGAUUCGCGAUACAUCUCAUAUCAAGAUUUAAUGUCAACGGCCAAACGAUUUUACGAUCCCGAAACGAGUUGGUACUCGGAAAUGCUGUUCGACGUGGCCAGGAACCAAGUGAUAGUCGGCGCCAGGGACACCCUGUACCGCAUGUCUUUCGAUCUGGAGCCGCUGGAGAGGGCCAGCUGGGGGGCCACGCCGUCGGAGAUUGCCAUGUGCCAGGCAAAAGGCCAGUUGGAGCGAUGGUGUCGCAACUAUGUGCGCGUGCUCCAUAGCUACGGUGAGAACCAGCUGUACGCGUGUGGGACGAACGCCUUCCAGCCGAGCUGUUCGUGGCGCCAGAUGGAGAACCUCAACGUCACGGGUGUGGACAGCGGCGUGGUCAAGUGUCCAUUCCAUCCGCAGGCGAACAGCACCAGUCUGCUGCAGUCCAAUGGCCAACUCUUCGUGGGCACCGCCACCGAUUUCUCGGGCAGCGAUGUGGCCAUCCUGCGCACAGGAGUGCAGUCCAAUGAGCGUUUUCUCCGCACCAAGCAGUACAACAACAACUGGCUGAGUGGAGCCCAAUUCGUGGGAAGCUUCGAGGCUGGCAGCUUUGUGUAUUUUCUACUCCGCGAAUCGGCCGUCGAACACAUGAGUUGCGGCAAGGUGAUCUACUCGAGGAUUGCUCGUGUCUGCAAAAAUGAUAUGGGCGGUGGUGGUCAGCUGCUGAAGGACAAUUGGACGUCAUUCCUUAAGGCUCGCAUCAACUGCUCGCUGCCUGGGGAAUAUCCCUACUAUUUUGAUGAGAUCCAAGGCAUGACCUACGCCGAAUCCGAGUCCAUUCUGUACGCCACCUUCAGAACUUCGGGAUCGAGCAUUUAUGGAUCGGCAGUCUGUGCGUACAAUUUGAGCUCCAUCAACGAGGCGUUCGAUGGGUUCUUCAAGCACCAGGAGCACCAGGAUGCCGCCUGGCAGACGGUGAACGCCAAGCAGCGCAGUCAGUUCCAGUGCGGAUCGAGCAGCUUUGGCCACUGGCUGGAGAGCUCGCGGUACCAGCUGAUGGAUGAGGCAGUGCAGCCAAUUGGCGCCCAACCGUUGUACCACUCCAAGCUGGAACAGUUUGGCCGCUUGGCCUUGGACAUCAUAAACACUAAGACGGAGCAGGUUCAUGUCCUAUUCGUGGCCAGCAGUGGUAAUCACAUUAAGAAACUGUCGGUGAAGUACGGCAGCGAAGGAGCACAGACCUGUCUGGUGGAACUUUGGCAAGCGGAUGAUACGGGUACGAGUAGCCUGCUGAAUAUGGCCUACUUGAAAGUCAGCGACUCCCUCUAUUUGGGCACCGACCUGGCCCUCACCCGCAUCCCGGCCCAGCACUGCAGUCGCCAUGUGUCGCAGUCCAGUUGCCUGAACUCCAUGGAUCCCUACUGCGGCUGGAACGAGCUGGUGGAGCGUUGCAUGCCCCAGCCACUGGACUCCUCUGUCCUGCAGCACUGGCACCAGGCGCCGCAGAUCACCUGUCCGGUGAUCAAUGCCCCCAUCGAUGGCGGUUGGUCCACCUGGAGUCCCUGGGCCGUUUGCCAGCAGCACGAGCAGCCGGAUAGCAAUUGCCAGUGCCGACAGCGCAGCUGUAACAAUCCUCAGCCGCAACACGGAGGCUCCACCUGCGAGGGCAUCAGCACCCAGGUGACGAACUGCACCCAGCAUGGCGGAUGGACGGAGUGGUCGGCAUGGUCGCCCUGCUCGCAGACCUGCGGCAUUGCCGUGAAGAUCCGGCGGCGCACCUGCGGCAAUCCCCGUCCCGCGUACGGCGGUCGCACCUGCGUGGGCUCGGAGCAGUCGGAGAUGUACUGCCGCCACCUGCCGCCCUGUCCGGUGGCCAAGCCGCAGUCCGUGGACGGCGGCUGGGGUCCGUGGGGCGAGUGGAGCGAGUGCAGUGCCCAGUGCGGCGGCGGCUUCCGGAUGCGACGGCGGGAGUGCAACGAUCCGGCUCCGCUGAACGGCGGCCUGGAGUGUCCGGGCUGUCGGCUGGACUACGAGGAGUGCAACAUGCAGAGCUGCCAGGAGGUGCGCAAGAUGAGCGCCUGGACGCCCUGGAUGAUGGUGGCGGGAGUGGGAGGCGGAAAUUCCAGCGAACCGCACACGGAGAAGCGGUUCCGGUAUAUCUGCCGGGCAACCAGUCCGGAUGCCAGUUCCGUUCGAGUGGCCCAGGCCAGGGAGGAGGUGCGCAACUGUCAUGCGGACGGCACCUGUCAGCGGCAGGGGGGAGAUCACGAUUCGCAGGACUUGGAAACGGCGGAUUGGUCGCCGUGCAGCGUCAGUUGCGGCGGUGGAACCCAGCAACGCCAGCGAGGAGGACGCGGAGGAACCCAGAGCAGGGUUUGCAAUCUGCAAGCUUGUCCCGUGGACAACGACCAACAGCUGAGCAGCAACACCAUGGACAACGAGGUGGAGCACGGGGAGUGGGGCUGCUGGUCGGAGUGGUCCGCCUGCUCGGUUACCUGCGGCCUGGGACUGCGGCGGAGGACACGCCGUUGCCUGGCGGGUCAGGAACGACUGUGCCAAGGUCGCGCCCUCGAGGAGCAGAAGUGUGAAAUGGUUCCCUGCGAAGAUUUCCUGGGUUGGAGUUCGUGGAGCGAGUGGUCCAGCUGUUCAAGCGAUGGCAUUCGCCUGAGACAUCGCCGCUGCCUGGUGGAGCAACCCGGUUCGAUGGAGUGUCGUGGUGCGGAGUUCGAGAAGACCGCCUGUGUGCCCAAUGAAUGCGAGGAAACCCAGACCGCCUCAACCGCCACCCUGCCCAUCGUGAUCACCGUUUGCCUGCUUUUCACCGUGGCCUGUUGCUUGGCCACCUAUCGAUUCUGCAAAAAGCGUUUCCUCCUGAGUGCCGAGGAGGCUUUAAACAAAACUACGACGACAACGGCCAGCUUUGACACCUAUCCCAAUCAAUACUCCAGCCUGCCCACCAAGGAUUACUACGAUCAGCGACCCAAGCGGCAGUCCAGCUUCCGUAUGCCCGCCAAGACCAGUAAUUUGGGCAACGGCAAUGGCACCAUCAACCGGAACAACAUGCACCACAAUAAUACGCCCAAGGUUCUGGCCAAGACCUAUAACGAUUGCGAAACGGGAACGUUGAAACGACAAUCGGCGCUAAACAAUUGCCGAAGCAACAUCGAUGACGAAAAGUUCUAGGGAAACGAGCUAUCACCUAGAAACCACCAAGUGCCAUCAUUUGACAUGACCAACCAACUGUCUAUUGAAAUGUUACAACGAUAAAGUUUUUUUUUGCGCCAAUUCCACGUUGCAAAAGUUCCUUCUUGACUCACAUUGAGUCGUUUUAGUUAAGCUUAUUGAGGUUACUUGACCUAAGUAGUUACAGCAUGUAAGUUAGCCUAGAGCUAAGUUCAAAAAGUAUUUUAGUUGGAUCCAAAAAUUUUGAAGUUUUUAAUAAAACUGAUUUUAUAGUGUUUUUGCAUUUAGUAUUGUAGAUACCGUCAUUUGAAAAUGUUGUAUAAAUUGUUUUAGUUUAUGAUAUGGCCCAACAAACGAGACUGACCAUUUAUAUAGAAUAUUUGCUUAAAUUUCCGCAAAAUUAAAGCCAUGCAGCGAAAUAAACAAUUUUUAAUAUUAAUUAUAUUAUUUUUAUUUAACUAUAACUUAUCACUGAACUGUCAUAAUGUAUAGUGCUUAAAGUGCUGUAAAGAAUAGUGCUUAAGUUGGAUAAAUCUAUAAAAUAAAGAAUUUUUACUAACCGACUAAA
Drosophila takahashii is the source of this 4348-nucleotide messenger RNA. It is a transcript of the gene Sema5c, whose product is annotated as Semaphorin 5c. The record is from RefSeq and is a predicted model, not a curated record. Gene Ontology annotation, molecular function: chemorepellent activity; semaphorin receptor binding. NCBI's taxonomy places the organism in Eukaryota, Metazoa, Arthropoda, Insecta, Diptera, Drosophilidae. Gene Ontology annotation, biological process: semaphorin-plexin signaling pathway; negative regulation of axon extension involved in axon guidance; neural crest cell migration.